AAUAUUUAGACUUUCCUGAUGGUCGAUGGAUUAUAUUUCCAACUUGUCGAUUUCGUUCGUUUUUUUUUCAAAGACACAAUUAAUGCCCUUGUACUAAUAUAUUUCAAUGUUAACAGGAUUGCUUAGAUGGCGACACAAGCAAACAAGGAGGAAAGGUGUUGGAUAACAUUUCCGAUUUGAGUGCCGAUUUCGAAUCUGGUCAGCAGAACGUGUGGAUUGACGAAUCGCAGACCGGAGUUCGAUGGAAGAUUGAGGACAUGAACUCGUCGUGGGAAUUGAACAACGCGGCCCCUAAACCUCCGGCCGGAAGAAAUUACAUGCGUGUCGAUCGUGGCGCCACUUUGUCGUUCGGCAUCGCAGUUUUGCGCAGUCCAACAUUUCAAAUUCCCGCUUCCAGCAACAACAAUAUUUCCAUAUCGUUUGACUUUUGGAUCCGAUCCAAAUGGCCCCAGUUCACUAAUCUAGAGCUGUAUCUAAAUGAAAACGGAAACGAGAGGCUGCUUGUCAGUUUAUGGAACUAUUCCGACAUCAACAAUCGAAAUUGGGUGACAUCACCGGUACUUCCUGUUCGGAGCCAGUCGCCAUUAUCUAGCCUAUCUUUGGUUUUUUACGCGUACUGCGGUACAAAUGUCGAAGAUGCCGUUGCCAUUGACAACAUCCGUUUGAUUGACUCGUCGUUGACCAGCACCGUGACGGUCCCGACGUCAACUGACGAGUCUGUGACAACUGUUACGCAAUGUCCGACGGCAACUUCCAGUAACAAAAAUCGAGCCAUGACAGUCAAAGACGAAAGAAAUGUAAAGGGAAAGAUUGUUGGAGGUGAGGAAACUACUCCAAACGAAUUCCCUUGGAUGGCGCAUCUAAAGACGAUAUAUUGGUCCGGUGACUCAAGCAAUUGUAGUGGAACGCUGAUUGGAAAUCGCUGGAUCUUGACGGCUGCCCACUGCUUUUUCGGAUGCAUAAGUGUCGAAAUUCGCUUGGGGGCUCACGAUGUCAGUUCGAACAGCCUCGAACAACACCAGCUGUUGUAUAAUUCUACCCCUACCCAUUACUACUUUCACCCUGAUUGGUUUUUGUUCAAAGUAGAGGACGACAUUGGGCUCAUCGAGUUGAAAGAAGACGUUUCUCUUUCACAAUACAUCCGUCCCAUCCGACUUCCUAACCGCUACGAUCCGGAUCAAGUCGGCGAUUCAGUUGUGAUGGUCGGAUGGGGGAACUACUCAGACAUACAUGAUAGCGGAGUCAGUCCUGUGUUACGCAAAGUCAGCGCCACAGUCAUCCCGCACGAUAUUUGUCAAGAAGAGGCCAAAGCUGGAAAUUUUUCCAACGACAAAGUUAUUUGCACCGACGGAUCACAGGGGAAGCGUUAUUGCUACGGCGAUGGUGGUGGCCCGAUGCUUCACUACCGAGAAGACAUACAAGAGUGGGUCAUCAUCGGAGUGGCUUCCGUUGGCGACCCGAGUACAAAUUGUCAAGGCUCAGGCAAACCCAACUUGUACGAACGUGUCCGAAACUACCUCGAUUGGAUUUUGGGUCACACCGGAAUUGAGGAAGAACUGACCACAACGACGCCCAUCACAACGACGUCCAUCACGACUCCCGUCAAUGCGGGAACAACAACCAGCGACCCGAACGAGUUAAUUUGCCCGUAAUAAUCGACCGAAAUUUCCAAAUUGUACUAUACUUUCCUCUUGAAAGUAAUCCGAAUCGUCUGAGACAAAUGUAGUUUACACUUCAUCUG
Daphnia pulicaria is the source of this 1741-nucleotide messenger RNA. RefSeq names its product transmembrane protease serine 11B-like. Gene Ontology annotation, biological process: proteolysis. NCBI's taxonomy places the organism in Eukaryota, Metazoa, Arthropoda, Branchiopoda, Diplostraca, Daphniidae. The record is from RefSeq and is a predicted model, not a curated record. Bases 258 to 1652 code for a protein of 464 amino acids. Gene Ontology annotation, cellular component: membrane. Gene Ontology annotation, molecular function: serine-type endopeptidase activity. The transcript has 8 exons.